UGGGUCUGAGACAGACCUGUCCUGUAACCAGCUACCGAGCCACUCUCCUCGCCAGUACUUCUUCGCCCUGCUGCUGAAGAGGCGGAUGUCUCCACCCCGUUCCGCUGACCCGCCCCUCUGUUAGCUCUUCCUCACUGUACAGUGGGGCUGAGCCCACAGCAUUCUGACUACUUCGCUUGUGAGGGAACACCAAAGGACAGGGUCAGGUAGAGGACACGUGAUUUCAGUGGGCUUGACACUGCUCCCGGGCCAUGCCAACUAACGGUUGUUGAGUAACCACCGACCGUGGCUGUAGGAUGUCAGAGGUGACCUGGGAAGAGGAAGACGACCGACCCAACCAAUCGAUGACGGCAGCAGGGUUGUCGGUGGAGACACGACCGCUGGAUGACACCGGGAGCACUGGCCUCUCUGCUGCGACUAGUGCUGCCCUCGACCCCUUCAUCUGCUGCCACGUCUGCUCGCUCCUGAAACAUUGCCUCCUCUGCCACUCCUCUGCGUGUUGUCUGACA
Molecule: messenger RNA, 509 nt
Organism: Staurois parvus
Lineage: Eukaryota; Metazoa; Chordata; Amphibia; Anura; Ranidae
Source: the annotation of a GenBank genome assembly